GAAAACCACAUAGCAGGGAACGCCUAUUGGCUCGUUCUGAUUGCCAGUGUCAGCCUAUUGGGUGAAGAAAAUAGGUACUACUGUAGUUAACUGUACAGAGGCAUAGUGAGGGACGACGGAAGACAACAACAACAUGAAAGGAGACCACAUGUCAUAUUUGAAUACGUUUCGCAAUGCGAGAAAAUCAUCAACUUCUGGUUCUUGAAACAUUUUACAUUGAAAAGAGAGAAUACAGAAACGUCAUAUUACCUCUAGUUCAACACUGACAGGAGAACAAGAGGAAAACCAACAUAGAAUAAGACAAUAACCCGCUAUAGUCAUCAUCAGGACUCAAAAUCCGUAAUUACCUUGGCUUGGGUAAAUUCAAAUCUAUGGCUUUUAAAAUGGAUCACACUCAGGAUUGUGUGGGUGACAUUCCAGAAAACAUAAACGAAAAAUAUGAUUUGGACCACUUAGGAACUACACAUUACCCAGAAUUUCAGUUCUGUAAUACCUCCACUAAUACAAGCAAUAGAACACUACCAGGUGUACGCGUCCGGCUCUACUCGGAAUCCCAGGUGUGUUCCCAGGUUGGCAGACAGGACAACACAGAGUUUCAGGUUGCAAUGACUCCUACGGAGGAGAGUGGGGGCGAUGCAGCACCGUUCCGGGGCCGGUCACAGUCUGCUCCCCCUGCGCUGUGGGCUGCAAAAAAAUAUGGCUGCCAGCUGAGGAGGAUGAGUGAUGAAUUUGACACCUGGCUUGACAAAGGGGAGCCCAAGAGAGGAAUUAUCCCAGGAAGAGCAAAGCAGGUCUACAGAGGAUGGUUCUCGUUCCUCUGGAGUCCAAAGGAAGCUGAAGGCAGGGACUGAGGAACUAACGGUGCCUUCAUAACGUUUUCAUAACAAUAACAACUGGACCACAGCUGAAAUACUCAGUUCUUAUAUGCAUACAUCUGUGUCUCAAUGGAGAAAAUCAGCAAUUCAAAUCUGUUGUUGUACAAUCAAAUAACAUAUUAUGCAAAAAUUAAUUGCAUAUUAGAAAUAUGUUGCAAUAGUUAAAGUUAUUCAGGGCAUAAUAGAUGCAAUUUUGAAGAAACGCCUUGAUAAAAUGUGACAAUCUCUUGUGCCAAUUACAUAUUUAUAACAUAUUUAGUGUAACAAAUAUUUGCAGUGACAUGUCAAUUGUUCUACUGUAUGAAAUGUUUUUACAUCUGUAAAUAGGGAUUUCAGAACAUAAUCCUUUUUUUUCAAAUUCACAAACUAUUAUAUUAUACUUUAAUGAUUCCACAAAGACAAACCUGUGACAGAACAACUGAUUUGUGAUGACUUAUAAUAGAAAAACAUGCUAUUAUACUGAUUUAGUUUUUGAUUUCUGUGGUUAGAUUAUAACCUGAAAUGGCAAAGAUGCUAGCCUACUAAAUGCCUUUGCCUGCAGAUUUUGACAAGGCAUAAGCACACAACUAAGUAAGAACAGAAUGAGUAGAUAUUUUAUAGUUUUAAAAGCACUUAUUCAAGUCAGAGUAUUGCCAAAAAUGUAUGUCUUCAUAUAUUUCAAUUAUCUUCAAACAUAAUUUGAUUGGUACACUUAAUUAAAUACUUUACAUUUUGUGUGUUUUUGUUAGAAACUGUCUUUAAUUUAUUGUGAAUCUUUUUUACAAAUUUAUUUUGUGCAUACAGGUAUUUCUUCACUUUAGUUUUACGUAUUUACAAUCCAGGCCAUAUGCGGCCUUCUUUUCCUGCUUUGCAUUGCAAAUUUUCUGAAUACUGUUAAGCUUUUGGUUAAUGAAAUGAGAGUGUUUGGGCAAUCUGUUGUAUAACUAUGAGAGUGCACUGCCAUCAUGUGUAACUGCUCUUCUACUUGAAACUUAGUGUCAGAAAAUGUUGAUGUAUCUUUUUAAUUAAAACAACUGUAUAUUUAAAAAUAAACGUUAUUU
Molecule: messenger RNA, 1915 nt
Organism: Esox lucius (northern pike)
Lineage: Eukaryota; Metazoa; Chordata; Actinopteri; Esociformes; Esocidae
Gene: bada
Product: BCL2 associated agonist of cell death a
Exons: 5
Coding region: 372-851 (159 amino acids)
Biological process (GO): apoptotic process
Cellular component (GO): mitochondrion
Source: RefSeq, a predicted model, not a curated record